Molecule: messenger RNA, 1536 nt
Organism: Apiotrichum porosum
Lineage: Eukaryota; Fungi; Basidiomycota; Tremellomycetes; Trichosporonales; Trichosporonaceae
Exons: 8
Coding region: 1-1536 (511 amino acids)
Biological process (GO): protein folding; dephosphorylation
Cellular component (GO): cytoplasm
Molecular function (GO): phosphatase activity
Source: RefSeq, a predicted model, not a curated record
AUGUCGUUCACCACCAACGAGCCCGUUACCGACAGCAUGAGCAAGGAGGAGAAGGCCGCCCAGGUCGCGCAGGACGCUGCUGACCGCGAGCGCGAGCGCACCGAGCAGGCCGCCCUCCCAUACAGCUGGAACCAGGACCUCAAGACAGUCACUGUCAACGUGCCGCUCCCCGCUGGCACGCGUGCCAAGGACCUGAAUGUCGUGAUGGACCGCACCAAGCUCAAGGUCCAGGUCAAGGGCGAGGAGGCCAUCAUGGAGGGCGCGCUCUUUGAAGAUAUUGCCAAGGACGACUCGAGCUGGACCAUCGACAACGGUAUUCUCACGUUUGAGCUGGAGAAGCUGUCGGGCCACAUCGGCUCGCACCGCUGGUGGCCCCACGUCCUGACCCACCACCCCAAGCUGGACACGACCAAGAUCAAGCCCGAGGACUCGAAGCUGAGCGACCUCGACCCCGAGACCCGCGGCAUGGUGGAGAAGAUGAUGUUCGACAACAAGCAGAAGGCCAUGGGCAAGCCUACCAGCGACGAGCUGAGGAAGCUCGAGGCUAUUGACAAGUUCCAGAAGAUGCACCCCGAGAUGGACUUUAGUCAGAUCCCGCGCAGCCAGACCAAGGCCGAUAUUGCGUUAUCAGCGGAAAAGUCCAUCCCCUUCAUCUUCCGCAUUUACCCACCACCUUACAACGAUGCCUGCCUGAAAGCACUGCUCAUCGACCUUAACGGAACCCUCCAUGUAGGCCCAAACCUCACCCCGCGCGCCGCCGCCGCCGUGGACCGGUUGAGAGCCGCCAAGGUCCCCUUUGUGUUCUGCUCCAAUUCGACCAAGGAAUCCGAGAUCCGCCUCCUUGCGCGUCUGAACAAGAUGGGCCUCUCUGCCGCUCAGGACGAGCUGCUCACGUCGCUGGGAGCGUGCCGGUCCCUCGUCGAGCGCAGGGGGUUGCGGCCCUUCCUCCUCCUCUCGUCCGAGGCCCAGGAGGAGUUUGCGGGCCUCGACCUGUCCCCGCCACACAACGCCGUCGUGCUGGGCCUGCACCCCCAGAGCUUUGGGUACGACAACCUCAACACGGCGUUCCGCAUCCUUAAGCGGGAACCGCUCCAUGGGGUCGACGCGGACAACGGCGACGACGCGACGACCACCCCACAGCCGGUCCUCAUCGCACCGCACACGGCGGCGUUCCACCAGGCGCCCGACACGGGCAGUUUCCCCUCGGGCCUCUCGCUGGGUAUCGGCGCGUACGUGCGUGCUCUCGAAGCAGCGUCGGGCGUGACUGCCGAGGUGGUCGGCAAGCCCACGCGCUCGUUCUACGAGCUGGCCAUUGCGCGCAUCGAGACAAUGUACGGCGUGACGCUGGAGAGCGGCGAGGUUGGGAUUGUAGGAGACGAUGUGCGGAACGACCUGGGCGUGGGUGCGCAAGAGUUGGGGCUGAAGCGGAUUCUCGUCCGGACCGGCAAGUACCGUGCAGGUGUCGAAGAGGGCAGCAAGCCUGAUGCAGUGUACGACACGUUUGCCGACCUCGUCGACGACCUCGUCCUCUCAUGA